AUGCCCAGGUAUGCAGCUGACAGCAUAUCACAAGCUGCCAGCACACUGUCGGACCCUGAGUCGGCUUCAUCUCAACCUAUGGUAAAGAGAAGGAAAUUGAGAGCCGUAUCAACAUGGGACCACUUUCGAGAAGCUCAAGGAGAUGAGCUGCGCACAAAAGGCGGUCAGAUACGCUACUGCAGACGUUGUUGUAAUCCCCCUUGGUCAACCCACAUAUCUGGCAACGCUCGCUAUCACCUCGAGAACACUCAUCACAUACUAGUACGAGAGGGGCCAAGAUCUCAAAACAACCGUCAAAUAGCCAUCGAGAAUGCCUUUGCAAGAACAGCUGUUAAGCAGCUAAAGCAAGCAAAGGCGAUGGAGACAAACACUCUGCGAAGUGUAAUAAAUGUAGAUGCCUUUCGCGAGGCACAGAUGCUCCUAGCCGCACAUAAGCAUCUUCCGCUAAACUUUGCAACCUGGCCGGAAUAUCAGGCACUUCUAACGGCGGUAAAUUCUGCAAUUGAAGAGUUCCUCGUUGAUUCUGGUAACACUGUUGCAGCGGACUUGAACAGGCCUUACAAUGCUCAUCAAGGAUCUGUGAGAAAAUGCCUGGAACAUGCCCGGAGCCUCAUGAACAUAGCCAUAGAUGUAUGGUCUUCUCCGCAGCGCAAGGCGUAUAUCGCUAUCCACGCGCAAUGGGUCGAUGAGGACUACCGACCUCGCAAAGCAUUGUUGGGGCUGCCGAACCUCCGACGUUCCCACGCCGGCGCGGCUAUGACGCCGCACUUGAUGAGGACUAUCCGAAAAUACAAUUUAGCGCACCGAAUCGGCUACUUUACCGGGGACAAUGACGCAAAGAACGACACUUGUCUCCGCCAGCUUGCGGUUGAGUUGUCACAGGAAUACGGCCUUACAUUUGACCCAGUGUCGGCUCGAACACGGUGUGCCGGCCACAUCAUUAACCUGUCCCUGCAAGCUUUUCUCUUCGCAACUAGCGAAGAUGCCCUACAGGCCGCUAUUGAACAGGCGCAAGAUGAAGCGAGUGACUUAACAGUUGUGGACGCGUUGCAUGACCAGAUGCACUUGAAUACCCGCCAAACCACCCACGGCAAACGCAAGAAACGCAAUGAUAACGCCGGCUGGAGGAGCAUCGGCCCUCUGGGUAAACUGCACAACAUUGCUGUGUUCAUCCGUAAUUCCACUGUGCGUAACGACGCAUGGGAUGACAUUGCAGGAAAAGCACUAGGGAUUGACAAUAUCACACGAUGGAACUCAUGGUUUAAAUUACUUGACGCGGCUAUAAGCCAGGAGGGUCAAUUAUCAAUAUUCCUCAACCAAUACCACAAUGAGUUGGAAGACGACAUCCUCACACACGAUGACUGGCAAGUGCUCAAAAUGACCCAUGAGUUCUUGCAGCCGUUUUACCAGGCGACCUUGGAGCAGCAAAUGGAGUGGGCAUCAAUAGACCAGGUCCUAGAGAAUAUGGAUAUUCUCUUUAUGCAGUUUGAAAAUGCCAAGGUCAAAUACGUGAACAAUGCAGACAUGGUUAAUUCUGUGCAUAUGGGCUGGUGGGUGCUCUCAAAGUAUUAUGAGGAGAGUGACAAAAACCCCCAUAUAUGCCACGGCAUUAUUGCUCCAUCCAGAAAAGCGCAGGAGGAAAUCCCUCUAGGCAUGUUAGAAUCCCACGAAGAAUGA
This is a messenger RNA of Pochonia chlamydosporia 170, 1677 nucleotides long. Its product is annotated as transposase-like protein. The record is from RefSeq and is a predicted model, not a curated record. The transcript is spliced from 3 exons. NCBI's taxonomy places the organism in Eukaryota, Fungi, Ascomycota, Sordariomycetes, Hypocreales, Clavicipitaceae. The coding region runs from base 1 to 1677 and encodes 558 amino acids.